AUGAGCGCACAACCAGAUCCCGCAGCUGCUCAACCCUCAGCAGAGGGUCCGCCAAGAGUCAUCGAUGAGAAUACGGAUCUGUCGACGUUGACUGAUCAGGAAAUCAUGAAGUUGAUGGAAGGGAUGGAUCAUCAGGAAGAUCAGAUGAACAAGCCAUUGAUAAGUACACCAGUACCGCUAUCGGUCAUACGUCAAGAGUACGAAAAGGGUUCUACUCAAAUACUCAAGAAGCUAGAUUGGCUAGCUGAAAAUGGCUGGGAUCAAGUAUGGAGAGCGAGGGGUGAUGGUGAUUGUUUCUAUCGAUCAUUCACAUUGGCAUACCUUGUUCGCAUACUGCAUUCGGACGAUUCACAAUUAGAGGCUAAUUUGGCUUAUGAGAAUAUUCAAAGAGCUUUACCUGCGAUGGAACAAUGUGGAUUCGACAAGGAGCUUUACGAAGAAUUCUUAGACCCCUUGUUGGCUUUAAUCAGAUCAUUCGCAGAAGAAGGCGAAUCUACUUCCACAGAAUAUGGGAUCGUCCAAUCUCUACAAGAUCCAGAGAGAUCAAACUGUAUAGUCGUAGCCCUUCGUCUAAUCACUUCCUCAUAUAUCCGAACUCACUCCGACCUAUUCUCACCAUUCCUCCUAUCACCCACUACGUUCCUCCCCCUCUCCACAGACGACUUCUGCCGUUCGGAGGUAGAACCCUGCGGGAAAGAAGCUGAUCAUGCUCAGAUAAUGGCUUUGGCCGAAGCGCUCAAUGUGGGAAUUAGGAUCGCCUAUCUAGAUAGAUCCGAUCUGGGAUCGGACGCGGAUAGUGUGAUCAACUGGGUGGAGUUUGGGAAAGAUACGAGUGAACAAGGUAGACCAUUGACUUUGCUUUAUAGACCUGGUCAUUAUGAUGUGGUAACUAAGGAUGUUUUACCUCAAGUUUAA
Kwoniella botswanensis is the source of this 915-nucleotide messenger RNA. RefSeq lists its product as uncharacterized. Gene Ontology annotation, biological process: protein K48-linked deubiquitination. The transcript is spliced from 6 exons. Lineage: Eukaryota; Fungi; Basidiomycota; Tremellomycetes; Tremellales; Cryptococcaceae. The coding region runs from base 1 to 915 and encodes 304 amino acids. Gene Ontology annotation, molecular function: ubiquitin binding; cysteine-type deubiquitinase activity. The record is from RefSeq and is a predicted model, not a curated record. Gene Ontology annotation, cellular component: nucleus.